This is a messenger RNA of Penicillium diatomitis, 204 nucleotides long. RefSeq lists its product as uncharacterized. NCBI's taxonomy places the organism in Eukaryota, Fungi, Ascomycota, Eurotiomycetes, Eurotiales, Aspergillaceae. The record is from RefSeq and is a predicted model, not a curated record. The coding region runs from base 1 to 204 and encodes 67 amino acids. The transcript has a single exon.
AUGUCUGUACUUGUACCGCUGUUGCAGAAUGAGAUGCUCGCCGAACCAUCUAUCAAUGAUGGACCCUCGGCCUCCAGUGAUACAGCUGCUAAUAGCCCUGAGGUCAAUGGGCGACGUCCUGCAAAUCACAUGAGACCUCCCUUUGGCGCGGAGGGGUCAAACGAGCUCAAGAGGUGGGAAUAUCAAGUCACCGACUUGACUUGA